Molecule: messenger RNA, 3864 nt
Organism: Lepisosteus oculatus (spotted gar)
Lineage: Eukaryota; Metazoa; Chordata; Actinopteri; Semionotiformes; Lepisosteidae
Gene: sec63
Product: SEC63 homolog, protein translocation regulator
Biological process (GO): SRP-dependent cotranslational protein targeting to membrane; post-translational protein targeting to endoplasmic reticulum membrane
Cellular component (GO): Sec62/Sec63 complex
Molecular function (GO): transmembrane protein transporter activity; RNA binding
Source: RefSeq, a predicted model, not a curated record
UCUCUCUACGCAUGCGUAGGCCACGUACUCCAGGUCCCGCGGCGUGUCGCGCAGUUUACCCGUGUGCGUCUCCGUGCACAAGUCCGGGAGGUUCCGCGGCGGAGAGGAAGGGGGUCUCAAUAGCCUCUCCGCAAUGGCAGGGCAGCAGUUCCAAUACGAUGACAGCGGCAACACUUUCUUCUAUUUCCUCACCUCGUUCGUCGGGCUCAUUGUCAUCCCAGCUACCUACUACCUCUGGCCCCGGGAUCAGAACGCGGAGCAACUUCGGUUAAAGGCUUUGCGGAAAGUCCACGGAAGAUGUUUGUGGUACCGGCUGCGAUUGAUGAAGUCCCAACGAAGUAUUAUUCCAACACUAAAAAAAGUAGCCCUGUUGUUCGGAUGGGCUGUGUUUUUGUUGCUUGCCUACAAAGUUUCAAAACUAGAAAGAGAAUAUCAAGAAUACAACCCAUACGAGGUCUUAAACCUUGAACCGGGUGCAUCUAUCUCGGAGAUCAAAAGACAGUAUCGGUUGCUCUCGUUGAAGUACCAUCCUGACAAGAAGGGAGAUGAGGUGAUGUUUGUGAAGAUUGCUAAAGCCUACCAAGCUUUAACGAAUGAAGAGUCCCGUCUCAACUGGGAGAUGUACGGAAACCCAGAUGGUCAACAAGUUGCAAGUUUUGGUAUUGCUUUGCCUGCCUGGAUUGUGGACCAGAAAAACUCCAUGCUUGUUCUGCUGGUUUACGGUCUUGCCUUCAUGGUUAUUCUUCCUGUUGUUGUGGGUACUUGGUGGUAUCGGUCCAUACGAUACAGUGGCGACCAAAUUCUUAUCAACACAACACAGCUCUUUAUGCAUUUUAUGUAUAAAACUCCCAAUAUGAAUAUGAAACGUCUAAUAAUGGUUCUGACGGCAGCAUUUGAAUUCGACCCACGUAGUAACAAGGAAGCAACAAUUAGACCCACAGAUAACAUUGAAGUACCCCAGCUUAUCCGGGAGCUGGGCAACAUCAAUGUGAAGAAGAAAGAACCUCCCUUCUGCUACCCUUACAGUCUGAAGGCCAGAGUCUUGUUGCUCGCGCAUCUCGCCAGGAUGGACCUGUCUGAAAAUAUCGAAGAAGAUCAAAGGUUUGUGGUGCGGAAGAGUCCAGCAUUACUUCAGGAAGUGGUCAACGUUGGCUGUCAGCUCACUAUGAUGGCCAACAGCCGGGGAGGGUUUCAUGCUCCUCGUUUGGUGUCCAUUGAGAAUUGCAUGAAGCUCUCUCAGAUGAUAGUGCAAGGACUGCAGGAGUCCAAAUCUCCUUUGCUGCAGCUCCCGCAUUUUGAAGAGGAACACCUGAGAUACUGCGUUUCCAAAAAAUACAAAGUGAGGAGCAUUCAGGACCUGGUCAGCCUGAAAGACUCGGACAGGCGCAAUAUGCUACGUUUCCUCGGGGAAGAGAAGUACGAGGAAGUCAUGGCUGUACUCGGAAGUUUUCCUUACAUUAUCGUGGAUCUCAAGCUUCAGGUGCUAGACGACGAGGAUAGCACUAACAUCACGGCAGGAUCCAUUGUAACCGUCACUGUGACGCUAACGAGAAAGAGAAUGGUGGAUUUCUUUGAGGCAGAGCAGGAUCAACUCCGUGUUGUAGAAGACCAAAAUACAGAAGAGGGGCAAGGAGAAGCCAGCAGAAACAAAAUCAAAGUGUGGCAGAACAAGAAUAAAGGAGCUAAGAAGGUGUCAAAGACAAAGAAAAAAAAGUUAACCAAGAAGAAAACAAUUUCUCAACAACAGCAGAAAACUGACAAGCAGAAACAAGCCAAUGGGACUGUUUCUUCAAAUGAGGUGGUCCCUUCGAAGGAGGAGGACGAGGAGCUCUCCGACAAGGGCAGCGACUCGGACGAGGGGGAGGCCAACAAGGACUCCCCCAGCGAGAGGGACGAGGAGAGCGACAAGCAGAGUGACGCGGAGGUGCAGGAGAUGGGCGACGACGAGGAGGAGUGGGAAGCACUGCAACAGAGUAUCCAGCGAAGAGAAAGAGCUCUUUUGGAGACCAAAUCAAAGAUCACACAUCCUGUCUAUAGCUUGUACUUCCCAGAGGAAAAGCAGGAGUGGUGGUGGCUGUACAUAGCAGACAGGAGAGAACAGACUUUGGUAUCAAUGCCCUAUCACGUCUGUACGCUUAAGGAUACAGAAGAGGUUGAAUUGAAAUUCCCUGCACCAUCAAAAACUGGAAACUAUCAGUAUUCUGUGAUUCUGAGAUCCGAUUCCUACAUGGGUUUAGAUCAGAUAAAGCCAUUAAAGCUGGAGGUCCACGAGGCCAAACAGAUGCUGGACAACCACCCGCAGUGGGACAUCCCCGAGACGGAGGAGGAAGAGGAGGACCAGGAGGACAGCGACGGCAUCGAGGAGAGCGAGGAAGACGAGGAAGACAAUGACUAGCCCAGCUGCCCCGGCACAGACUGCUUCCUCUGGUUAAUGCCAGCCAAACCGAUCGGGGAAAAUCGAAUGAUUUUUUUUGCACACAGGUCAAUACAGGCCUCCUGGUUUCUCUCUUCCUUUUUUUUAAUUAAAAAAAGAAAGUGGAACAGACGCGCUGACUCUGAGCUGGUCUGAAAUUUCAGCUGGUAGUUGUGUGUGUAAUGGUGUUGAAUACAGCUCAUGUUAAAAAGGACCAGGGAGUUCUUGUCUUUCACUGCUUGGGAGAUGCUCCUGGCCACCUACUGCAAAGACUAAACUGGCAAUUACAGUCACCGUGUUUCUAGUGUGGAACUGGGGGCAGGGGAGGCGAGGAGCUUUUUCUUGUUGGAAUAAAAAUAAUGAAAUAAAACAAUAAUUGGCCUGGAAAUUGGGGCUCCUUACUACUUAUAUUGUACUUUAUUUUGUAGUUUGUGUGUACAGUAACUCACAGUUGUGCUUGAGAAUUCCGCAGGCUUUCUUCUGAAAGUGUAGAAAUAAAUGUAUGUUUAAAAUAACACCUACAGGUCUCCGGUUCAAGGUUUUAAUUGCUUUUGUAAUGCAGCACAUUUUAAAAAAAAUAAUUUGUACGGUUUAAUAAAUGGGAAGCCCUGGCUAAUGGGGUUUAGCAAAGUGUUUUUUUUUUCCUCAGCUCCGUGCUAGCACUUGCCAUACAGCAGACUUUAGAUCUGUUUAAGUCAUUUUAUCCAGAAGACGUUAUCAGACAGUAAUGAUGGGACAACAGGCUUAGUUUUUUUUUCCAGAUUUAGUCCACUAAGAGUCAUUGUAGCUUUGAUCAUCUGGCUCCGUCUUUUAUAAUAAGGGGUUCCAGGUCUCCUCGCCUGCAUGCACACUGUGUUCAUUCCUUAGGAAUGAAUGCUAAGAAACUGCAACACUGUUGGUCCCCCUUGCUUUGGAAUCCUUACAGUUUUGAAUAUUUUGAAACUGAAAAGUGUGAUUCCCAUUCUCCCACAGUCAGCCUCACACUCACACUGUCUUUGUUUGCUUUACUGAAAUUAUAUUUUCAGUACAAGAUGACAGAAAAAAUAAACAGUGGGACUGCUGUUGAAAGCCAAGUUAGAUGGCCUCAGAUUCAGCAUUGUAUACAAUGCUUUUGAUCUUCUGUUUUAAUCUCUGUAAAGUUAUAAAACAAGGGCACGUUGCAGGGUUUUGAGCAAAGGUUAAUGUGUUUCCAAUGUGCAAUAAAAUUGUACAGGUUGUUUUUUUAGGGCAUCUUUACUCAACAUAAUGUACAAAGAUAAAAACAAAGGGCUUUGAAGAUGUGUUUUAAAUGCACGGAGGUCAGUGUGGCAUAUUUUCAUGGUACAUUCCAGUUGGUCCCUGUAUCUCGAAAGCCUUAUUUUGUAACAGGGUUGUAAUGCUUUAAAUUUAGUAGAUCAAUUGUAGAAUGCAGUAUCUCGGGGGGAAAAAAAAUAAAAGUAUUUUUAUUUUGA